ACUAUUCCAACAACUAUGGAAAACAUGGAUUUGGAAUCUAAAUCUGUUAACACAAAUUUCGCUCUACCAGUUGAUUCUGAACAUAAAGCCACUGAAUUCAGAAUAUACUCUGUUUCAGCGCCACACAUGAGAUCAUUUCAUCUUUCUUGGAUUUCAUUCUUUUCUUGUUUUGUUUCCACAUUUGCUGCUCCACCCCUUCUUCCUAUUAUCCGUGACAAUCUUGAUCUCACUUCAACUGACAUUGGAAAUGCCGGAAUUGCAGCUGUUUCCGGUGCAGUUUUUGCGAGAAUUGCAAUGGGAACAGCUUGUGAUUUAUUCGGUCCAAGACUUGCUUCAUCUGCUCUUAUUCUCAUAACUGCACCAGCAGUUUUCUUAACUUCAAUCACAAAUUCAGCAUUAUCUUUCCUUCUCGUUCGUUUCUUCAUGGGGUUUUCGUUAGCUACAUUUGUAUCGACUCAAUUUUGGAUGAGUUCGAUGUUCUCUGCUAACGUAGUUGGCACUGCAAAUGGUAUAGCCGGAGGAUGGGGGAAUCUUGGUGGCGGAGCUACACAGUUAAUUAUGCCUUUAGUGUUUUCGCUUAUACAUAAAAUUGGUGCAAAUCAGUUUACUGCUUGGAGAAUUGCGUUUUUUAUACCUGCUCUGUUUCAGGCUUUGACUGCGUAUGCUGUUUUCUUUUUAGGACAAGAUAUGCCCGAUGGAGAUUACGCGAAACUUCAUAAAUCUGGUGAAAAGCAUAAGGAUAACAUGUUAGAUGUGUUAUAUCACGCAGUUACAAAUUAUAGAGGGUGGAUUUUGGCAUUGACUUAUGGUUAUUGUUUUGGUGUUGAACUUACUGUGGAUAAUAUAAUCGCGCAGUAUUUUUUCGAUAGGUUUAAUGUGAAUCUUCAUACAGCUGGGAUGAUUGCAGCUAGUUUUGGUUUAGCAAACUUGUUUUCCAGGCCUGGAGGAGGGAUGUUGUCUGAUAUCGUCGCGAAGAGGUUUGGUAUGAGGGGAAGACUUUGGGUUCUAUGGGUUGUGCAGACAUUAGGAGGGUUGCUUUGUGUUCUUUUAGGGAAAGUAGAAUCUUUGAGUGGUUCUAUUGCUGUGAUGCUUGUGUUUUCGGUUUUUUGUCAAGCUGCUUGUGGGCUAACUUUCGGGGUUGUUCCAUUUGUUUCGAGAAGAUCAUUGGGCAUAAUUUCGGGGAUGACAGGAGGAGGUGGAAACGUUGGAGCAGUACUAACACAAGUAAUUUUCUUUAGAGGAUCAAAAUAUUCAACAGAAACAGGAAUUACAUACAUGGGUAUCAUGAUAAUAUGUUGCACUAUCCCUAUUUUGUUUAUAUACUUUCCACAAUGGGGUGGAAUGUUUUAUGGUCCCUCAUCUAAAGGCUUGACAGAGGAAGACUACUACAUGAAAGAGUGGAAUUUAAAGGAAAAAGAGAAUGGGUUUCAUCAAGCAAGCAUGAAAUUUGCUGGUAAUAGUAGAAGUGAAAGAGGUAAAAAAGUUGAAUCAGCACCAACACCUAUAGAUGGAACUCCUAAUAUAUAAUCGUUUGAGUUA
Molecule: messenger RNA, 1539 nt
Organism: Solanum verrucosum
Lineage: Eukaryota; Viridiplantae; Streptophyta; Magnoliopsida; Solanales; Solanaceae
Product: high affinity nitrate transporter 2.5
Exons: 2
Coding region: 16-1527 (503 amino acids)
Biological process (GO): nitrate transmembrane transport; nitrite transport
Cellular component (GO): membrane
Molecular function (GO): nitrate transmembrane transporter activity; nitrite transmembrane transporter activity
Source: RefSeq, a predicted model, not a curated record